UUCCUGAUUUAUUUUUUAAUUUUCGAUUAUUAAUUAUUAAAAUGCAUUUUCACAAAUAGAAAGCGAGGUAUACGUGGAUAGAUUUCCAAGUUUUUGGUCCGCCGCAAUCGAGCGAUCUGAGAGGGGGUCAAAGUCUUCGCACUGGUAAUAGUCGAUUUUCCGGCGUUGGUGUUUUUCUGUUUCCGGCGACGUUUUCGUUUUCGGAUUGGAAUCUAUUUACUUGGGAAUUUUUGCUUCGGGAAAAAGGUUGAAUUAGGGUUCGGGUUCCGCAAGGGUUAUGUCUCUUUUAAUUGCGGGGGCAGUUUUUUUUGUGGUGAAUGAACUUGCGUGAUUCAGGGUUCCAAUUAAUUUAGUAUUUGAUUUCGUUAAUUUACCGUUGUUUGCUUCUGGGUUGCCGAGUGUGAAAAUUAGGGCUUGGGUUCGUGACAAUUAGGGUUUUUUUAUUUUUUUGCCCAAUCUACAAAGAUGCCCAAGAGUUCGAGGCACAAAUCUCAUAAACAGAGCAAACAUAGUUCAAGGGAUUAUUCUGACUCUGAAGAGGAUGUAAUAAAGAUGAAGGAGAAGAGUAGUAAAGACGAAAACUCUAUCAGGGUUCAUCGGGAUUCAGCAUCGGGUGAUAAGCGUAAAGUUUCAUCCUCUGUGCGAGAAGGCAAGGACAGUAAGGAUCUGAGUGGUCAUGGCAAUGGAGAUGUUUUGGAGGAGUACGUUUCAUCGAAACGCAGAAAAGAGAAAACCGAUGUGGUUAUUGUCGGCGAUAGGUGGAGCGGGGGUGUGGAAGAGAGAGGGGAUAGUGAUAGGAAUGUCGAGAAGGAAAGUCAUAAAGGAGACAUCUUGAAAGUUGACCUUAAAUUGAAGGAGACUAGCAGCAAAGGUGAAAGCUUGAGAGUUGAGUCCAGGAGUAAGAGUAAACGGCAUGAUAGUGGAAUUGUUGGUGAGAGAAAAGACGACAGUUUAGCAUCUGUAGUUUUGGAGAAAGAGGAGGGUAAGAGCAAAGGGGAGUCAAAACGGAGGUCCGAGAGGGAUUCUUCUUCGCGUAAAGAUGGAAAGGACACGAAAGAGAAGGAUCGCAGGUCGGACAAGGAGAAGAAUGGAGGUCAGGAGAGUAAGAUAGCUGAUGCUGAGGUGAUGAAACUAGUUGAUAUGGAUCUUGUGAAGAAGCAAGUUCCGCAAUUGGUGGAUUUUAGUGAGGAUAAACAGGGUAAACGUGCUCGAGAUAAUACUGAACGCACUUUAAGGGACGAGUCGCGAAAGCCUGAACUGGAGAAGGAUAUCGAGAAAAAGACGCGCAAGAAAAGAGAAGCUUCUAGUGAAAAAGAGAAACAUUACGAUGAUUCUAAAGAAGGUGAUGAGAGGCGAUUGUCCUCGAAAGGUGACCGCUCCAAAGAUUUAAAAUACAGAGACGAUAAGCAUAAAGAUGGAGGAGGUUAUGCAGAUAAAUACCCGGAAGACGACCUCAAAGAUGACAGGCGAAAGGAGGAAAAAUACAGGGAAGAAUCUGGCAAGGAUAACAAACACCACGAAGACAAGUAUCUAGAAGAUGACGACAAAGAUGUCAGGCGAAGAGAUGAUAGACACCGUGAAGAUGUGGAUCGUGAAAGUAGACGCAAAGAUGAAAAGCACCGUGAAGACGGAGGAGAACGAGAUAGUAGGCGGAAGGAAGACAAGUACCGUGAAGCAAUUGAAAGAGAAAGCCGAAGAGAUGACAAGUACCAUGAAGAUGGGGAGAGGGAUAGCAGCAAACGUAGGGAUGAAAGGUACCAUGAGGAUGGAGACAAAGAUGAUAGACGUAGGGACAGUAGUUACAGAGACGAUGGUGACAGAGACAACAGGCACAAGGAGGAAAAGUACCGAGAAGAUGUUGAAAGAGAUAUUCGGCAUAACGAUAGUAGUAAGCAAGGGGAUGGGUACGAUAGAGAGAAGAGACCAAGAGACACCAAGUACAGAGACGAACGUGCCUCGAGAGACCGUUCUGGCGAAAAGUCUGACCUUAAACGUUCCAGGGAGGAUGGUUACGCUGACCAUCAUGCUAGAAAAUCAAGUGCCUACGAUGAUAGUCCGACCCGUGAUGACAGAGUGGCGAGGUACAGGGAUGAUCAAGGUAGGAGGAGAACCAAUGAAAAAGAGGAUUAUGGUGAUAAAUCUCGUGGCACGAAGGAUCAAAGAUCUGAUUCUGAAAAGAAAAGUGCAAGAAUGGAUAUCGCUGUUGAUAGAGUAAGGUCUACUUCUAGAAAUGCUGAUGUGGAACUUUCUUCUAGCCACAGCAAAAGAAGGAGUUCCCCCACCUCAAGUUUUCAUGCUCCAAGGGAUCACUACAGGGCCCCGAAGCAAGACGAGUCCAAGUAUAGAGAUCAUAAUUAUGAAGAGAGAAAUCGACACAGCAUGACUUCGUCUAGAGAUUAUGCUGGUGCAGUUGGCGGAUCUGAGAAACCUUCAUCCCGGUCAGGGGAGAAGCUCGGUCAAAAAGACGAUGGUCUCUUCGGAGAGCUCUCGGCCGAAAGGCGUCUCAAGUCCGAUAUGCGUUCAUCACCCUUGAAGCUAGUGGAUAAUCAUAAAUCUCCAUCAAGUUCUGAUAGGAGACCUUUUGGCAGGCCUGAUGUUAGACGAAGCACUGACGUAGACGAAUCAAUGCAAAGGAGUGGUGGUGGUUCUCGAGACUGGAAAGACUAUCCUGGAGAAGAACUUUCACAAGCUGAUGCAGAUAAUACUUCGUCACCUUUUGUGAGAAACAACCAUUACUCUAACAUUUCCAAGGCCUUGCCACCUCCACCACCCUACAGGACAGGUCUGGAUAGCCCUUCGGUGUUAGGCUCGGGUGAAGACGAUGGUAGAGGUAAGCCCAACAUGCGUCAUCGUAGAAUGGGCGAUCCUAACAUGGGAAGAAUGCAAGGAAAUGCUUGGAGAGGUGUUCCAAGCUGGCCUUCUCCUGUGGCAAAUGGUUUCUUGCCUUAUCCACAUGGUCCACAUCCUGUCGGUUUUCACACAGUUAUGCAGCCGUUUCCUUCUCCCCAAAUGUUUGUCAGACCAUCAAUGGAUUUAAGCCACGCUUCCCCUUACCAUAUGCCUGACGCUGACAGGUUUUCCGGGCCGGGCCGCCCAAUGGGAUGGCGGAAUCAGGUGGAUGAUUCAUGCCCUCCAUUAUCUGGCUGGGAGACAAGUAAUGCUGUCUUUGGGGAUGACUCUCACAUUUAUGGGAGGCCAGAGUGGGAACAUUCUCGGAAUUUGUCUGUUAGUCGAGGAUGGGAGUCGAGUGCAGAUUUGUGGAAAGGGCAAAAUAGAACUUCGAGCAUGGAGGCACUGUCUUCUGAGAAAGAGAACAACUCUAUAAGAAGUGGAGAGGGGGCUUUGUCUGUUCAGCCCGUUCAACCAGCGGAGAAUGAGCAAAGUCGAGGUGUUAAUCAGCAGACAGAUAGUACUGAUGUUGACCAGUCAACAAAGAGCUUUGGAAAGAAUGAUGUUGAGGCCUCUCUUGUUAGUGCGGAGGGUGGUGAUGAUGGUGUCGCUAAAAUGUCGAGAAUGGAUGAUUUGCCCAUAUGCCAUGUUUACCUUUCCAAACUUGACAUUUCUACAGAUCUUACUGAACCUGAAUUGUUUGAUAAGUGCAGAGGCUUGAUGGAUGUGGAACAUAGCAUGUUCUCUGAUAUAGAUGAUUCUAAAAUAUUAUAUAUGGAGGAUGUUGAAGCUAGAAUGGCAUCAUCGCAUAGACUUCUGAGUUAUGCACUGUUUGCAUCUACUGAUGAUUCUGUUUUCCAGAAAUCAAUGUCCCUAUAUAAGAGGCAGAAAGGUCAAUUUUCGGCUGAAGGUGGUGAGGAAACCGAAGUAUUGGGCGAGAUGGUUCCAGAUUCUGCUCAGGAAGAAGAUGACAUCAUGGAGGAAGAUCAAACUGAGAAGCUGUGCCCAACAGAUGCAAUGCAGGGCAUAGAGGAGAACAAUACUCUUCCAGAUUUCGAUAUCGAAAUGAAACCUACCAAUGAUUUGCAGAACACCGAAGCAUAUGCUGAACCCUCGGAACAGAUGAUCGAUCCACCACUUGACAGCAUCACAGUCAAAACCGAAGAGCCAGAUUCUGACAAAGACAACGAAGAAAAAGCCGAAGGAUCUGAAACUACUAACAAUGAAGAAACAAAGUUGGUAGAUUCUAAAUUUGGUCCUUUGCUUAGUUCUGAUGAUGUUUCUUCUGAGGCAUCUGAGGCAAUGAUGCCAGAGUCAAUGGUAGCUGGGUCAGUCAAUUUAAGUCGGAUACAUCAUUCUCCUGAAAGUACACAUUGAGACAAUUUAAAUUUUUUUUUCUUCGGUUUCUUUUCCGAGUUUUUGAAAUGAACUUUUGGGUUAUUUUUCUUUAUCUUAUGAUCCCCUCAUCUCUGUGGUUUUGGCUGCUGAUCUAGUUAAUGAAUAAAACUCUCUCAAGUUCUUA
This is a messenger RNA of Erythranthe guttata (spotted monkey flower), 4411 nucleotides long. Its product is annotated as LOW protein: zinc finger CCCH domain protein. The record is from RefSeq and is a predicted model, not a curated record. NCBI's taxonomy places the organism in Eukaryota, Viridiplantae, Streptophyta, Magnoliopsida, Lamiales, Phrymaceae.